This is a messenger RNA of Ostrinia furnacalis (Asian corn borer), 848 nucleotides long. Its product is annotated as protein lethal(2)essential for life-like. The coding region runs from base 151 to 705 and encodes 184 amino acids. Gene Ontology annotation, cellular component: nucleus; cytoplasm. The record is from RefSeq and is a predicted model, not a curated record. The transcript has a single exon. Gene Ontology annotation, biological process: protein refolding; response to heat. NCBI's taxonomy places the organism in Eukaryota, Metazoa, Arthropoda, Insecta, Lepidoptera, Crambidae.
CGCCACUGUAGUCAUUUGGAAACAAGCAAAGCUAGCGAGAAAUCAAGCGAAGCGAUUUCAAGCGGUGUUUACAACUUCAAGCGAUUUGAAGCGAUUGUCUACAGAUUUCUAUUGAAGUUCUCAAGUGUUCAAGUUACCAAGCGCAUCAAGAUGUCUCUUCUACCAUAUUUCUUGGACGACUUCGGCUUCCGCCGCCCUCGCCACUUGAUGGAGCAGCACUUCGGUCUUGGUCUGACCCCGGACGAUCUUCUGAGCGUGGUGGCUGCGCCUGCGAUCACCAGAGAAUACUACCGGCCGUGGCGACACCUUGCAGCGGUCGCUCGUGACGUAGGAUCCAGCAUCAAGUCCGAAAAAGACAAGUUGCAGAUCACGUUGGACGUUCAGCAUUUCGCGCCGGAGGAGAUUUCUGUGAAGACUGCGGACGGGUACAUUGUGGUGGAAGGCAAACAUGAGGAGAAGAAGGAUGAACACGGGUACAUUUCUCGUUGUUUCACUCGGCGUUACGCGCUGCCCGAAGGAGCUGUACCGGAGACCGUAGAAUCCAAACUGUCUUCGGAUGGAGUGCUGACCAUCACGGCGCCGAAGAAGAUUCCAGACGCCAUCAAGGGCGAGAGAGCAGUUCCUAUCACCCAAACCGGCCCUGUCAGGAAAGAAAUCAAGGAUCAACAAACCAACGGAACCGAGCAGAAGGAAGAAAAGAAGUAAAUUAGUUCGCUCUAUUAAUUCCGUGAAGAAAAAUCUACCGGUUUUUGUUCAGGUGCUAUUGUAAGAUAAAGUUACUUUUGUAUUCGAAUUCCAAAGUUUUGGCAGUGCCAUUUCGAGACUGAUUUUUGUUGCUUAUUUUUAAA